AACACUUAUCUUUCACCAAUCCACUCCACAGCCCCCGGAGCCAGACCCACCCUCCCCUCCUUCAUCAUCAUCUUCUUCUCCUCGCAGAUCCAUCAUCCAUGGGCUCCCUGGGAAGCAGCGACGGCGAGAAGCGACUGGUAGUGGAGAGCGUGAACACAGAGGCGGCAUGUGCACUGCUGGCGACGGAGCAAUACGGGUACGUGGACGUGCGCAUGUGGGAGGACUUCGACCGUGGCCAUGUCGCCGGCGCGCGCAACGUACCCUACUACCUCUCCGUCAACCCCCACGGCAAGGAGCGCAACCUGGACUUCGUCGACCAGGUCGCCGCGCUCCACUCGAAACAGGACCGGCUUAUCGUUGGCUGCCGCUCCGGGGUGCGGUCCAGGCUCGCCACCGCCGACCUCGUCGCUGCCGGGUUCACGAAGGUGAAGAACCUGGAGGGAGGCUACCUCUCUUUGCUCAAGACGUCAGUUACCAGCAGCCGGCAGCACUAGCCAACCUUCAUUAGUUUUCCUUUUGUUUCUAAGGCUCUCAGGCAUAAGUUAAUUGGUGAUCUAUUAUUGAUGAUGUACAGAGAAAAUUUCCAAGGAAAAGAAGGCAUUUUGUAUGUAUAAAACUAUAUAUGCAUCUUCGACUUGGAUUUGGUCUUCCUCGAGAAUUUAUGGACAAGCAAGGGAAAAAAUAUUGGCAGGCACAGUUGGUUA
Messenger RNA from Triticum dicoccoides, 704 nucleotides. Its product is annotated as thiosulfate sulfurtransferase 16, chloroplastic-like. The record is from RefSeq and is a predicted model, not a curated record. Gene Ontology annotation, molecular function: catalytic activity. The coding region runs from base 99 to 494 and encodes 131 amino acids. The transcript is spliced from 2 exons. NCBI's taxonomy places the organism in Eukaryota, Viridiplantae, Streptophyta, Magnoliopsida, Poales, Poaceae.